Xenopus tropicalis (tropical clawed frog) is the source of this 2697-nucleotide messenger RNA. RefSeq names its product zona pellucida glycoprotein 3 gene 2 (gene zp3.2). Lineage: Eukaryota; Metazoa; Chordata; Amphibia; Anura; Pipidae. The transcript is spliced from 9 exons. The coding region runs from base 30 to 1781 and encodes 583 amino acids. The record is from RefSeq and is a predicted model, not a curated record.
UCUGGUGCUGGGAGGUUUGUUUAGUCACAAUGGGAAUCUGGGAAAGUUUAGCUGCUGCUUUUUGGGUGGUUUUGGUGUGUGAAGCAAUGCUGACAAGUUGCAGGCACUUUGGUGAUCCCCAUCUCUGGAAAUGGGACCCUCACAGAAAACACCCUCCCCCUGUUCAGUACUUUGGAGGGUUUGGAGGGCACAGGAGAGAUCUGCAGCCCCCCCAGUUAUACCCUAUCGGGGUGCAGUGUGGCGAGGCCCAAAUAACCGUCACUGUACAAAAAGACCUUUUCAGGAAUGGGAGGAUGGUGAAGGCCUCAGACCUCAGCCUAGGGCCCCAGGGCUGUACCCCAAGCUCACAGGGCCCAGACACUGUUACUUUCCAGUACGGGCUGCAGGAGUGUGGCAACCGGCUACAGCUGAGUAUAAAGGGUUUCUGGUGCUGGGAGGUUUGUUUAGUCACAAUGGGAAUCUGGGAAAGUUUAGCUGCUGCUUUUUGGGUGGUUUUGGUGUGUGAAGCAAUGCUGACAAGUUGCAGGCACUCUAAUGAUCCUAAUUAUCACUGGAAAUGGGACCCUCACAGAAAACACCCUCCCCCUGUUCAGUUCUUUGGAGGGUAUGGAGGGUACAGGAGAGAUCUGCAGCCCCCCCAGUUAUACCCUAUCAGGGUGCAGUGUGGCGAGGCCCAAAUAACCGUCACUGUACAAAAAGACCUUUUCAGGAAUGGGAGGAUGGUUAAGGCCUCAGACCUCAGCCUAGGGCCCCAGGGCUGUACCCCAAGCUCACAGGGCCCAGACACUGUUACUUUCCAGUACGGGCUGCAGGAGUGUGGCAACCGGCUACAGAUGACCUCCAACUGGCUGAUUUAUAGCACAAACCUGACCCACAGCCCAACUCCCUCCAGGAACUCGCCCAUAAUCAGGACAAACUCUGCCACCGUUCCCAUCCAGUGUUAUUACCCCAGAAAUGCCAAUGUGAGCAGCAAAGCCAUCAAACCCACGUGGGUUCCUUACAGCUCCACUCUGUCCAUGGAGGAGAGAUUGUCCUUUUCUCUGAAACUCAUGACAGAUGAUUGGCUGUCUCCCCGGACCUCCUCCAUAUUCCAUCUUGGUGACAUAUUCAGCAUCGAGGCCUCUGUUGAUACCAGAAACUACGGUCCCAUGGUGAUCUUUGUUGACCGUUGCGUGGCCACCCAGUCUCCUGAUAUGAACUCAAGCCCCCAGUAUGAGAUCAUUGCUCAGAAUGGGUGUCUGGUAGAUAGUAAACAGGAAGACUCUUCCUCUACCUUCUGGUCUCCAAGACCAUCACCGGACAAGCUAAGGUUCAAGGUUGAUGCAUUCAAGUUUAUCGGAGCAGGUUCUUCAGUGAUCUACAUCACUUGCAGUCUGAGAGUGGCGGCAGCAGACCAGGGCCCAGAUGCCCUCAACAAGGCCUGCUCCUUCAGCAAAGCCAGCAACAUGUGGUCGGCACUAAAUGGCCCCAAUAACAUUUGUGGCUGCUGUGACACAGGAGGGUGUGCACCUACUGGAAGCAGAGGAGUUAAUGGUUUUAGAAGAUUAAGCAGAUCGGUUGAAUCAAGCUCUAAAGUGGAACUGGUGGCUGUUGGUCCUCUGUCUAUCAUUGACCCGGAAAGCCACGUGGCGCCAUCGGAAACUGAAGACUCAGACCACCUUGUUGAGCUGUGGCUGUUAGUAGCGCUGUGCUGUCUAAGUCUCAUUGUGAUUUCUGUUUGUGUUAUUGUAAAUAUCCAAAGAUUUUGUAAGAAACAAAGCAGAUUUGUUCUUGCAAAAUAAAAUCUCUUAAAGAAGCCGAGCCUUGGAUUGUCUUUCGAACACGACUUCUCGUUGGUGGCAGAUGUUUUAUCCAUGUGUAUGGGGCAAAAUGCAACCCUGUAUUAUAUAUUUACAGGCAUUCUUGUACCUGGAGACCAACAGUAAUUACCUGAAUGUAAUUCUAGGAACUUUCGGCCCAGCCGUAUCUGCACCACAACCAAGCCUAGAAUGCCUCACGUAAUGUGUUUUAGUAGUUCAUACAAUCUGUGUGUCUCUCGGGGCUUUUGCUUGCAGAUAUGAGUUGGUCUGGACAAGACCAGCAAGCAGGAAUCUGAUUACGAAGGGCACAUAACAGCUAGGGUAUUGAUUGCUGGUUUUCCCACAGUGGCUUUUCCCCUCCUCUUCUGCACCUUAUCUCUCUCUUACCUCCAUUUUCUGCUUCUAACGUAUAUAAUUUACUUUUGAGACAUUCGUUGAUAUGCACACUUCAAGUCAUUUGAAUUGUACCUGCCAGCAGCAGGCCUAGGCUUGGGGGCACCCAAGGUAAGCGCCCCCACACCCAGCGGCUCCUCUUAUCACAAGAAGUGGCACUUGGCAGAUACCAGAAUCAGGGUUUCAGAUUGGCUGAAACUAGGAGCAAGCCAGCAGAGGUACAUGCCAACACCUCCUUCCCCGUUGUACCCUAGGCCCCUUCUCCUGCCUACUCCUAGUUCUGGCCCUGGUACCUGCCACUUCAAGGCAUGUCACUGACACGUUUUUUGGGGGGGGUGUUUGUGCUUCUUUGUUACCACUGGUUUCCAUGAAAAUGUACCGUUGCUUUUUGCACCAUUAUACUUAUUUAAAUACUAUGGGAAAAGUUGUUUUUUUUUGUUUCCCUUGCCAAAGAUCAGUGACUGAAAUGUUGGGUUACCACUAAAUAAAGUGCUUUUAUAUUCUA